AUCCCUUUUUAGUUGAACAAUUAUCUAAUCAAAGUGACAAAGAUAGCCAUCGCAAUGGUUUUCCAAUUUCAAUGGAUUUCAAUGUAAAUUAGAAAGAAAUUUGAAGGAAAACUUGCAAACACGAAAACAUCUCGCUGGCUGGUUUUCUCGCAGAACGAUAUUCUUGGUCAUCCAAAAACCAAACUGUUCAUAACAGAUGGAGCCAGUGGGCUCGCCGAGGCGGUGUACCACGGUGUUCCAAUGAUCUGCUCACCUUUCUUUGGAGAUCACAAUGUGAAGUACACUGGUCUUGGUGAGAUUCUAAAUGUCCAGACGACAACUGUUGACAAACUUGUUGAGAUGAUAAAUAAAGUACUGACCAAGAAAAGGUAUAAAGAAAAGGCUGAUUAUUUCUCUAGAGUAGUGAAAAUGCGACAAAGGACUCCACUGGAAGAAGCAGCAGAGCUCAUAGAAUACCUCCAUGCAGUUGGUAACCUGGCUCAUCUCAAACCAAAGGGCCUGGAACUACCUUUCCAUCAGCUAUACAUGCUAGAUGUAUUGUUGGUUCUUGGAGUAGUAUUUGCAGUGGUCUUGUUUAUUGUUGUAGCUUUGGUAAAACGAGUCAUUGACCUUUGCUGUGGUGCUCUCGUCUUUUAAAAUAACCAGAUUAUUCCUUGUAAAUUAUGAAAAGAAAAAAAAUAAUCACCAUACAAUUACGGUAAAAGAUUGUGUGAUAUGUGAUGAACCCGAGGACCUCAAAAAUUGGUAGUGAUAAGGGUAGCUAGCCACCCCCUGUUUGGGUUCAAAAAUACAGAAAUGAAAUAUGAAAUAAAAGUGAAUGGUACACAUUCUGAAUAACA
Molecule: messenger RNA, 839 nt
Organism: Exaiptasia diaphana
Lineage: Eukaryota; Metazoa; Cnidaria; Anthozoa; Actiniaria; Aiptasiidae
Product: UDP-glucuronosyltransferase 3A1-like
Exons: 3
Coding region: 241-636 (131 amino acids)
Molecular function (GO): UDP-glycosyltransferase activity
Source: RefSeq, a predicted model, not a curated record